ACAGAAAAGUGGUGCUGUGCUUUUUGAGAAAAUAGUGAAAAGAGUAUUAAUAAAAAUUUAAAAGUUUAUGGCUUUGCACAAUUGUUAAAGAAGUUUCCCAUAAAAUUGCAUACCUUUAAAUUAAGACACGAUUAAAAACUUUGUUAAAAAUGGAGAAAUUACAUGACUACCAGGGAAUAUCUGGUCGUUUACAUAGUUGGCGCGAGUCGAUUAAAGAACGAAUUUCAAAUUACAAAGAAAGUGAUUCAACUAACAUAUUAGAAACUUUUAAAAAUACUGCAAGUAGCCACUUAAAAGGAAACAUAAGUGCAUCACAAGAUUUUUCACAUAUAUACAGACAUAAAACACGAUUGGAAUUCAUAAGGAUUUCGGCAGCGGUUAUGGGAAUUGAAUUUUCAUAUGCUGCUGAAACUGCUUUUGUUUCGCCUACUUUGUUGAAAAUUGGCAUAGACCAUCAGCACAUGACAUUGGUAUGGGCACUGUCACCUCUAAUUGGAUUCUUUGCGUGCCCUUUCUUAGGAUCAUUGAGCGAUCGUUGCAAACUAAAUUUGGGUAGAAGACGGCCUUUCAUAAUUUUAUUAUCAAUUGGUGUUAUUUUCGGUUUACUAUUAAUACCUAAUGGAGAAGACUUAGGGUAUUGGUUCGGUGACUACAAUCCAGAUUCUCACACUGUAUCAAAUAUAACAAACAAAAGUAUUGCAAUAAAUUCUGGAAUAACCACAUCGGAAAGUGAAUUACGAAUUAUACCGCAUAAUAGUCAUCCAUGGGGAAUAUUCUUCACAGUUUUAGGUACAGUUCUUCUCGACUUCGAUGCGGAUGCUUGUCAGAGCCCAGCCCGUGCAUAUUUAUUGGAUAUAUGUGUUCCAGAAGAUCACGUUAGAGGUCUAUCUACAUUCACGAUCAUGGCAGGAUUAGGCGGCUUUAUGGGAUAUUCAAUGGGAGGCAUCGACUGGGAUACAACAGCGAUUGGUAAAAAACUAGGGGGUCAUAUAAAAACGGUUUUUACUUUGGUUACCUUCAUAUUCACUUUGUGCGUAACUUUGACAAUUACCAGCUUCAAAGAAAUUCCUUUGUGGAUACUGGCAGAAACACAGCAUAAUAAAAAUAAAGGCGAAGCUUUAAUUGAUGCACAUAUGGGAACAGCAAAUGACUUCGAACAGAUGACGGAUGACAAUGAAAAGGUAUAUUCAUUGGAUAUUGACAAACCUGCCAAUUGCCAAAUAACACCGAAUGAAACCAAUCAGGGCAGUGAAUGUGAUGAAGAUAUAAUGGCUGAAGCAAAUACAGCACAAACAAAUAAUACGGCUGAACCACCAUUGGAUCCUGAAAAUGCAUUUAAUUUGCCCAGUGAAACCGUUGAAAAUCUGUCACAUUAUUUAUAUACAAUAAUAUAUAUGCCACAUUCGUUACGGAUGGUUUGUUUAACAAAUCUGUUCUGUUGGAUGGCUCAUGUUUGUUAUUCUCUUUACUUUACGGAUUUCGUUGGUGAAGCAGUUUUCAUGGGUGAUCCAAAGGCUCUUGAAGGGACAUUACCGCAAAUAAAGUAUGAGGAAGGCGUUCGGUUUGGCUGCUGGGGAAUGGCAAUGUAUUCUCUGUCUUGUGCUUGUUACUCAUUAAUAAUUGAAACAUUAAUAAAAAAAUUAAGUGCGAAAUUUGUAUAUGUUGGUGGAUUACUAUUUUAUAGCGUGGGUAUGACACUUAUGGCUUUGACUCAAGCUAAAAGCAGUGUGAUAAUCUUUAGUUGGACUGCUGGAGUUAUGUAUUCCACGCUGUUUACCAUGCCUUAUCUUCUAGUGGCCCAUUAUCACUCCAUGGGGACUUUCGAACUUGAUGGAAAUGGCUCGUCUAAAUUAGGAUCUAAUGUUCGUGGACUGGGAACUGAUAUUGCGAUCGUUAGCAGUAUGGUCUUUUUAGCCCAGUUUAUCCUUUCUUUAUGCAUGGGUACAAUUGUAAGCAUAUCCGGAACAACAACUGCCGUCGUCAGUAUGGCAAGUUUUUUAAGUUUUUGUGGUGCAAUUACUGCCACAAAAAUUAUGUACUUAGAUUUGUAAAUCUCUAAACACACUUGGAAAUAACUAUGUAUACUCAAGUCACUAAUAGAAGGCAUACAGACAAUCAUUUCUCAUAUUAAUUCGGUUUUCAUGUAAAAAAUCAUGGUACCGCUUCACAUUUAUGCAAUAAUUUGUUAGUCCACUGCCUUAAUUGAAAAAAAAAAA
Ceratitis capitata (Mediterranean fruit fly) is the source of this 2216-nucleotide messenger RNA. It is a transcript of the gene lovit, whose product is annotated as proton-associated sugar transporter A. Gene Ontology annotation, molecular function: sucrose:proton symporter activity. Lineage: Eukaryota; Metazoa; Arthropoda; Insecta; Diptera; Tephritidae. The record is from RefSeq and is a predicted model, not a curated record. The coding region runs from base 150 to 2051 and encodes 633 amino acids. The transcript has 8 exons. Gene Ontology annotation, cellular component: membrane.